This is a messenger RNA of Mercenaria mercenaria, 3772 nucleotides long. Its product is annotated as multiple epidermal growth factor-like domains protein 10. The coding region runs from base 222 to 1547 and encodes 441 amino acids. The record is from RefSeq and is a predicted model, not a curated record. Lineage: Eukaryota; Metazoa; Mollusca; Bivalvia; Venerida; Veneridae. The transcript is spliced from 11 exons. Gene Ontology annotation, molecular function: scavenger receptor activity.
UAAACGUCAUUUAUGUAGUUCUGCACGUUCGUGUUACUAUUUUUCACUGUAGAUUCGACUGUUUCAAUGUCAAAAGCUAAUUUAACAAUGCGGAAUACAUUGUGCUAAACAUUUAAAUCCACACUUUUGCAGAAAUCAUCAUAAAAUAAACGUAUCUGAAACGUUUCAAGAAAACUUACUGUUUCAUCAGGCGGAAUGUAGCAUUUGAAUAAAAAGAGGAAAUGACACGAAAUUACGCAAACUGGAAAUCUAGAAUUGUGUGGACCUUUUUAACUACUAUAUAUUGUACUUCGUUGUCUGAUGCGCAAUGUAGUGGAACUUCAUCCGGAAUCAAACGUUUUGGACCAGACUGUAGACACGCUUGUCAUUGUAUGAGCAAAGAACAGUGCGACUCUAGUACAGGUGAUUGUACCUCAGGGUGUGACUUUGAAUGGGCAGGACCUGGUUGUCAAUACAAAAACAUUGCGCUUAAUGAACUUGCUCGCCAUAUUGAUAAUAUUAACCCUCCAGAGCAUUCAGUAAAUGCCAAUGAUCGUAACUUAUCAACAUGCAGUUUUACUGACACCGCAGAAGCACCGAGAGCAGUUGCACCUUGGUGGACACUUUGGUUACCUUAUUAUGUUAGGUUCAAAAACCUUGUUAUUGUUACCAAAAAAGAACACUUAUCACAUUUUCCUGGCUUUAAUUUGACUGUCCAAAAUGUUUCGAAAGUGGACAGCGAGAACAAAAAAUAUCAUUCUAAUGGGCAGUUGUGUUACCGGCAUAAUGACUCUAUACCAACAACUGAAGCUAUGUACGUCAGGUGUGCCGAGAAUCCCGUUGGGAACCAAAUACGUCUACAACUCGCUAAAGUAUCAACACAGCUUGUUAUAUGCGACGUUAGAGUAUAUGGAGACUGUAAGGAUCGUACAUGGGGGAAUGCAUGUGAGAAUAUGUGUGGCUUCUGCAACAACUUAGAAUCAUGUAAUUCUACAACUGGGUACUGUAUGACAGGCUGCGAACCUGGCUAUAAAACAGAACCCGUUUGCACAGAAGAAUGCCGUGAAGGAUCAUGGGGAGAAAACUGCAUGAGGACAUGUGGAAAAUGCAUGAAUGUCAGCUGUGACAGGUUUGAUGGAGCUUGCAGUGGUAACUGCCAACCUGGGUACAAGUUGAAACUUUUCUGCGACGAAGAAUGUGAUGAUGGUUGGUAUGGCAACAACUGCACCGGACAAUGCAAUCCUGAAUGUACAGAUAAAUCUUCAUGUAGGAAAUCGGAUGGGUUUUGUGUGACGGUUGAUUUCACAACACCAGCACCAACGGCUACAUCAGCAGCAUUCACGGUGAGACUGAUUGCGGGUGUGGGUGCAGCGAUCUUAGCAAUUAUCGUCAUGUGUGCCAUUGCAAUUUUCUGCUAUUUAAAACAAACACGAAAUAGUUCCGCAUCAAGCAGCGGAAAUAUAGCGGAAAUGGAAGUGAAAUUUUCUUACGUUAGCGAAGGAGAUGUGAAUACUUGCGGAGAAUCAGAUCAGCUCUGCGAGAACAUCCAUGAUCAUUAUGCCUAUUAGCAUGAAUAUACAGUCUGGAAGGGCUGGGCAUGUAGAGAAAACGAACAUACACUUGGCGUAGUAUUCACAAAUCACUCAACAAACGGUGGAAUAUAUGUUCUUCUCGAUAUGUUCAACUCGAUAUGUUUAUCUCAUGGACUGUUAAGAUUAUAUGACAUUAAUUUUGUUUCAUGAACUGGCAAAAAGAAUAUGCAGAAAAAUGUAUAUCACAUUCCUUGUUCGUAAAUUGAAUAUUUUGUGUGUUUUUUCAUUUUCAAAAACUUUUGUAAGUGCGUUUUUCUAGGGAUACACAAUCACUUAAUGUCAUGAGUGUUAUACAUGUAACUAAAAGGUAAAAAAGAUCUUCAGUAAUCACGAUAAUAACAUAGAUAUCAAAAUGUCUUACCAGCAUAUCAAAGUAAACAACAACAUCUCUGGUAUUUGAUAUUAGGAACCAAGUACCAAGCAAAAGAUAUGCGACAGGAAAAUGGGCAUUAAUUGUCUGAUUAAAGCGAGGUGUUUUUAAUAUGUUAGAUUGAUAAGGCUUUACCAAUACCUUUUAACCUUUAGCAUGCUAGAUAAAUUGUCGUCUGCUGGAAAUGUCGUCUGCUAAAAUUGUAAAGUUCAUUCAAUUUGCUCCAAAAUUGGAAGAAAUAUUGUCAGAGUAGCAAACAGCUUGGAACCUGAUCAGACGCCGAUUUAAUCGGCGUCUGAUCUGGUUCCAAGCUGUUUGCAAAGGCUGUUAAAUUCGUCUGCAGCAGGCUAAAGGUUAAUGACAUUAAAUAGAUACACUCGUAUGUUAUGUUGAACGAUGACAUCAUUUAAGGAUGUACUAUAUAUUCAAUAUAUAUGAAACUCUGUCUUGGCAAUCCCACGUUAGUACCGCGGCCAAUAAACUAAACUCAAAAAUUGCUCUACUUAGAAGAAUUGCAUUUUUCUUAACAGAUGAGAUGAAACUAUUGUAUUACAAUGCAUAUAUUAUGUCAACCACGGAGUAUUGUUGCAAUGUCUGGGGACUUUGUCACAAAUCGGACACUGAUAAAAUUACAUCUUUGCAGAGACGCGCUAUAACAAUAAUUACGAAAUCAAAGUGUAGCAACUUUGAUGAAGUAUUAAAAAAUUCAAAACCUCUAUCUUUUGAGAACAGGUGCAAAUACCAUAUUUCAUUAUUAGUGUACAAGAGUAAAACAGGAGAUUGUCCUAUAUACAUUUAAGAUUUACUACAUUUUGUUCAUAAUGAUCAUUACAGUCUGCGCUCAAUCGAAAACAUGGAUCUUUCUAUUGUUAAACCUAAAACGAACUACCUGAAACAAACAUUUAGCUACAAAGCUGCACACAUAUGGAAUUCACUUCUUUCUUACAUUAAACUUCAUAAUAAUAAUAUAACUGCUUUCAAGCAUGAUUUAAAGAAUUUUCUCUUGUUACAAUAGUUUUUAGCAAUUAAUUACUUGUAAUUACAAGAAUUUUGUUGAAUUGAUGUUACUAUAUUCGUUUCCAAUAAUAAUAAUAUUCAUAUUAUCUUAUUAUUCAAAUCUGGAACUAUUUAUUAUCUUAUGGGACAGACUUUCUCUUUUGUAUGUAUCUUAAUUGUCAUUGUCAUUAUCUUAAUGGUAAUUCUUUUAAAACAUAGUUAUUGUUAUAUUACGUUUAUUUAGGACUUCUUUAAUUUGAGAUGUGUUUGUCGAGAAAAUUUAAGUAAUUCUGAUAUGUGUAUUCUUGUAUAAAUGUUAAAUUAUAAAUUGACUGUAUGAUUGUGUGUAUGUGUGAAUGUAUAUCAGUUGAAGGCAAUACUGGAAAUAAGUUGUAAAAUAUCUGUAUUUGUACACUUAGUAUGUCACCUUGAGAAAAUAAAGUUAUUAUUAUUAAGAGAGAGAGAGAGAGAGAGAGAGAGAGAGAGAGAGCAGAUAAUAUAAUAUGGCAAAGGAAGAAUACAAAUUGUUUUGAAUCAAAUCAUUUAUAGGAUUUUCUUUACUCGUACAACAAACGAUGGCAAUGAGAGGAUGUAUAUAGUAUAAGCAUGACAACUCGAUCGUGAAUAAUGUUUAGAAUAAUCUCUCACGUUUUACAUUGUUAACAAUAGGACAAAACAUAGAGCUCCACUGAAGAAAAUUCCAUAUUUUGCAUUCACAGCGAUAAGGCAGUUCCAGACCAGAAAAAGCCCACGAUUCAGUUAUAACGUUAGAAGAAAGAUUUUAUAUUUUCUCUGAUAUGGACAGUAUAUACACAUUAAAUAGUAAACAAAAUAA